CUGUUUGAUCAAAUGUAGAUACUGUUAGUUUGUUGCUUGUAUUAACAACAUAUUAUACGGUACAUGAGAACAUAUUUAUUUGAAGUUGUGGAACAUUUUAGCUUACAGCAUGUGAAACAGAUGACAGCACAGGUGCAACUAUUGCAUAAUGCCUCUCAGGUCACAAGACACCCCAGUACAGGGAACUAACACUAGAUGGCACUGUUUAUCUAAUGCUUUUUUUCUGAAGGCCCACAGUAGUUCAUGCAAAGAAUCUUAUUGUUAAAAUUGUAAAACUGUUUAAAUUAUUUAAUAAGAGUUAUAGAGCUAUAGAUUUGUUUAGUUUUUGUACCUAUAUUAAUAAACAAAACAGUUUAUUAAUGCUUAUGCAACUUCAUACGCCUACAAUGCAACCUAAGUGCAGAACACUAAAUUACCAAAACUUUGUUCAAACAAUAACCCAAUCACUCUGCGCUGUCUAAUUUAUAUCUGCGCAUGUUUGGCUUCAAAACUUUCAGCUGUUAUGUCUCCUCAUUCUGAGCCUUCAUCAUCCCAGUGCUGUAGUAACACAAUGCUGGCUUUUGAAGGGAUUAGUUUAAAAACGGGGGUCAAGUACACAGCAAACUCUUAGAAUAGCUUUUGGACCAAGUGGUGUUGUUUACAGCCUCAGUAAACAUACACAAGUGAAGCAUGGAGCAAUUCAGACAUGCUAUGCAGACAGUGAAGAAACUUGUGUUAUGGAAAAACAGAGGGGGUGAGGGCAUACCACGAGGAGGUGUUAGCGGUACUAGCUCUAGUUCUGACAGAGAAGAGAGAUUUCUAUUUUUAGGGAGACUGGAAUGUACACUGAGGCCUCUCGGAGGAUUUCUGAACAACAAAUAACAUACCACGGUCGCCCCAGUCUCUAUAAACAUCCACCUGCCAAACUCAGAAAGUGAACAACUUUCAGAAGUGUUUUUGAAAACAGAGGGACAAGUUUGAGCUCUGCUUGAGUUUUGAUGAUACAUAGAUAUUUACAGGACUAUCUAGAAUGUGCUUUAAAUCAGCUGAGACAAGCUUAGAUGGUCCAAUAUCAGAAGUCCUGCAUUUUAAAGACAAAGACCUGAUCUCCAGCCUCCUUCUGGAGCUGAACGCCUUGAGGAAGGACCAAAUUCUCACUGAUGUUGUUCUUUACUCUGAGGGCAAAGAGAUCCCAUGUCACCGCAAUGUUCUGGUGUCCAGCAGCCCCUACUUCUACGCUAUGUUCUGCAGCUGCUUCCUGGAGACCCAGAAGCCCCGGAUAGACCUCAAAGGUGUUCCUUAUGACAUUCUUAUGGGUAUAGUAGAGUAUGUUUACACAGGGUCCAUCAGCAUCACCAUGGAGCAGGUUCUCCCUCUGAUGCAAGCCGCAUCUAUGCUUCAGUAUGGAAGACUUUUUGAGGCCUGCUCGACCUUCCUGCAGACCCAGCUCAGUCCGGACAACUGCCUGAGCAUGAUCCGGCUCUCUGAAAUCCUGCAUUGCUCUAGCUUGCAGGAAAAAGCGAGAGAACUGGCUGUCAAGAGCUUCUCCGAUGUGGUGGUCUCCGAGGACUUCUGCGAACUCUCUCUACCCGAAUUAGUGAGCUACUUGGAGGACGACAAACUGUGUGUUGAGGAGGAACAAGUAUUUGAGACUCUUCUAGCUUGGAUCCACCACGACCCAUUCUCCAGACGUGGCACUAUCCACGACUUGUUCCGUCGUGUGAGGCUGAGACACGUCCAUCCUUCAUAUCUUUUCCAGUUUAUUGCCAAUGACCCUCUAGUCCAGUCGUCUUCAUUAUGCACAGAAAUUAUUGAAUCCGUUCGUCGUCUUCUUUUUUCUGUUGGCACUCAUUGCCCUGGUGAUCUUGAGUCCCUUUGGGCAGUGCCACGACGGCAAAACUGCAAGGAGGCGCUUGUAGUAGUGGGAGGUCGUAAGAACGGUGAGCGGACAUCUCGUGAGGCGCUUCUUUACGACGAGCAGACUCGCUGCUGGCAGUGUCUCGCAAAAAUCCCGCUGCGCCUUUACCGGCCCUCUUAUGUCUGCAUGCACAGCAUCCUUUAUGUGCUCGGGGGCUUAACCAUGAGAGCAGAAGGGCAGUGCACAGCUAGCAACAACGUGUACACGCUUUCUCUGAAAACAAACCAGUGGAGAACUGGAGAACCAAUGCUGACGCCUCGAUACGCCCAUCAGAGCUCCACCUACCUGCAUUUCAUUUUCGUUCUGGGUGGAUUGACGGCUGACGGACAGCUGUCCAAUGAGGUAGAGCGAUACGACACCAUGUUCAACCAAUGGGAGGUCAUGGCCCCCAUGCCCACUGCAGUUUUGCACCCAGCUGUAGCCGCACAUGACCAGAGAAUAUACAUCUUCGGAGGGGAAGACGCCAUGCAGAAACCAGUUCGAAUGAUCCAGGUGUACCACAUAGGAAGGAAUCUUUGGUAUAGGAUGGAAAACAGGACGGUGAAGAACGUCUGUGCACCAGCUGCAGUGAUCAAUGAUAAAAUCUACAUUGUAGGCGGCUAUACAAGAAGGAUGGUAGCCUAUGAUGUGAAAACCAACAGGUUUGAAAAAUGUGAAAAUAUGAAGGCCAGGAAGAUGCAUCACUCUGCUGCUGUUGUGAAUGACAAGAUCUAUGUCACGGGGGGCCGCUUCAUUAACGGUCACGAGAGUGUGGAGGACUCGGACGACUUUGACUGCUAUGACCCAAAGACAGACUCAUGGGUGUCGAUGGGAACUUUGCCAUUCAAGCUAUUUGACCAUGGCUCAGUAAAUCUGGUCUAUCUCUCUGAUAAGUUUUUGCCUACGUGAAUGUAUUAAUGUGAUAGUGUAGUUUAUUCACAUCAUACAGGCUUAAAUAUGUCUCUCCAACCAAAAUGGAGAGCAUAUUAAGAUAGCAAAGCAAUGAGAGACACACAUUUUUCGAAGCUCUUUGUCAGUGUUUGCACACGUUGCUUUUUGAAUGUGUGUGAGGUUAUUAGUUAAAUAACUAUUAAAAGUUAUUAAAAUAGUUGAAAUUGCCAAAUAGCUGGCCGAUAUUUAAAAUUAAGCUUGGACUAUGUAGCAAAUGCAAGUGUGGUACUUUUUCAGCUUGAUUUUUAAGUGUCUUUUAGAUCACCUUGUUUAAUGAACAAUUAAAUAAUAUUAGUGUUUACUACAGAAUACACAUUACCUUUGAAAUUCUGUACUGUAUUACUUUGCACUUGACACUGAAUAGUUGCACAUUGUUUACGUGUACUUUUAUUUAAACACAUUCCUGCAUUUUGUAAAUUGAUUAUUUAUUCAUGUUUUUUAACAUCCACUUCUUUUGUGUGUUAUUUGUAAGAUGGCUUAUCUGACUGUAUAGUAUUUAAAGGGAUAGUUCACCCAAAAAAAUAAAUCCUGUCAUCAUUUGCUCAGCCUCAUGUUGUUCUAAACCUGUAUGACUUUCUCUCUUGUGCAGAACAUUAAAAAAAAACUAUAAAAGAAAAA
Messenger RNA from Ctenopharyngodon idella (grass carp), 3445 nucleotides. It is a transcript of the gene klhl38b, whose product is annotated as kelch-like family member 38b. Bases 1010 to 2785 code for a protein of 591 amino acids. Gene Ontology annotation, molecular function: protein binding. The record is from RefSeq and is a predicted model, not a curated record. NCBI's taxonomy places the organism in Eukaryota, Metazoa, Chordata, Actinopteri, Cypriniformes, Xenocyprididae. The transcript has 4 exons.